ACUCUUUUAAUCAUAAAAGUGCAUUGUUAGCUGGUGUUCGUAUUAUUAAUUAGAUCGCGAGUAAUUUACAAAAAAAUAAAAUGUACUCGUCGAAAAAAUUCGUAAACGUGUUAAAAAAUGUGCCAUAUCGAAAAUAUUCAAAUGUAGCGACGAGUAAUAAGAUUAAUCUUAUUGGUAUAAUUAUUCCAGUACCGACUCCUUUUCAUGAAAAUGAACACCAGUCAGUCGAUUUCGAUAAGUUGAAGAAAAAUAUCGAUAAAUGGGAGACGAUACCUAUUACAGGAUAUUGUAUCGGAAGCACUAAUGGAGAAUGGCCUUUCUUGAGUAACGAUGAAAAAUUACAAAUACUAGAAACAAUCAAAUCAUCGGUGAAUUCUUCCAAAUUGGUAAUCGCUGGAACUACUUGCGAAUCAACGAACCAAAGUCUCGACUUGAGUUUAGCUGCAAUUGAUCGUGGAGCUGAUGCAAUUCUGCUCAUGACACCGCACUAUUUUCGUCCUCAAAUGACGCAAAAUGUUAUCGUUGAACAUUUUACCAAGAUCGCUGAUUCUAUAUCGGUUCCUUUGAUCGUUUAUAAUAAUCCGUUCGCUACUGGGAUUGAUUUAAGCUUGAGUACUAUUCAAAUACUCGCCGAUCAUCCGAAUAUUUGCGGCAUUAAGGAUGCUGAUGUAUUCAAACUUGGAGCAAUAGUUGAAAGAACUAAAGAUAAAGGAUUUGGAGUAUUGGCCGGAUCUGCCGGAUACCUACUGCCUUCUUUACUAAUGGGAUGUUCUGGAGGAAUGAAUGGAUUGGCUGCUGUACUAGGAGGUCCAUUAUGUGAGAUGUUCUCCCUUGCUCGAGCCAAUCAGUGGGAUAAAGCGGUAGAAAUUCAAAAAAAAUUACUAAUGCCAGAUUUCCUUCUCCUUCGAGAACUGGGUCCUUCGGGUUUGAAAGCUGCCAUGGAUAUGCUGGGAUAUUUUGGAGGUUCGUGUCGUAAACCUUUGCUGCCGGUGGAUUCUGAAAUCAGGAAUCGAAUUCGACAGACUCUUCAAGCUUCUGGUUACCUCUGAAAUUUUGUAAACCGCUACUAAUGCGAUGGAAAUCUUAAUUUCAGGAAUUGUUACUAAAAUGGAGUAAAUUUAUAUUAUUUCUUUAUUUUUCUGCAUACAAUUUUCAGAAAUUCAGAAUUCUCAACUGCAUUUUCAAUUUUUGAUUUUAUUUUUAAGUUGAUUUCAAGUUAAUUCUAAAUUAUUUCAUUUUAAGUUAUGUUUUCAAUAUUUUAUGCUCAUUCGUUUCUAAUUUUUUCAGAUUUGAAUUUUAUUCGCAUAUAAAUAGUUUAAGUUUUA
Messenger RNA from Planococcus citri (citrus mealybug), 1325 nucleotides. Its product is annotated as 4-hydroxy-2-oxoglutarate aldolase, mitochondrial-like. Gene Ontology annotation, biological process: glyoxylate catabolic process. The transcript is spliced from 7 exons. Gene Ontology annotation, molecular function: (R,S)-4-hydroxy-2-oxoglutarate aldolase activity. Bases 81 to 1049 code for a protein of 322 amino acids. NCBI's taxonomy places the organism in Eukaryota, Metazoa, Arthropoda, Insecta, Hemiptera, Pseudococcidae. Gene Ontology annotation, cellular component: mitochondrion. The record is from RefSeq and is a predicted model, not a curated record.